GGAAUCCCGGGACCUCCAGGGAAACCAGGGCAGCCAGGGACGAGGGGACCUCGGGGACCCCCAGGACCACAUGGCAAGCCAGGUCGACCCGGUCCACCAGGGUUGAAGGGGAAGAAAGGAGACCCUGGACUGUCUCCUGGAAAGGCACCAAAAGGAGAAAAAGGAGACGUUGGUCUGUCUGGUCCUGUUGGUUUAGUCGGGCCGGAAGGCCGGAAGGGACAAAAAGGCCAUCCAGGAUCACCAGGCCUUCCCGGAGAACCUGGCCAACCAGGUCCUGAUGGAGAAGCUGGAGCCAAAGGCUAUCCUGGCAGGCAGGGCUUACCUGGUCCAAUAGGGCCUGUUGGGCCAAAAGGGGCUCGGGGUUUUAUUGGAAUCCCUGGACUCUUUGGUUUACCUGGAGCUGAUGGUGAAAGAGGUAGUCCUGGUCCACCGGGGAAGAGGGGCAAGAUGGGUAGGCCGGGUUUUCCUGGUGAUUUUGGAGAGAGAGGUCCACCAGGACUGGACGGGGAGCCUGGUGUUAUAGGAGCUCCAGGUCCUCCUGGUGUACCUGGAUUGAUUGGUGAUAUGGGCCCUGUCGGCAUAAUGGGUUUGCCAGGACCAGAUGGACUGAAAGGCGUCCCAGGGAACAUGGGCGAGCCCGGACUGAAAGGUGAUAAGGGUGAUGUCGGGUUUCCCGGAGAGCAAGGGGAAACUGGGUUCCCAGGAGACAAGGGUGUGCAGGGUUUGCCAGGCUUACCAGGACCUCGUGGAAAACCAGGACCCCAGGGCAAGACAGGAGAACGAGGGCCCAGUGGAUUAGCAGGCCCUCCAGGACCCGAGGGUUUUCCUGGCGACAUCGGAAAACCUGGACUCAAUGGACCCGAGGGCCCAAAGGGUAAGCUUGGAGACAGAGGUCUACCUGGACCUCGUGGAGCGGCUGGACGAGAGGGUGAUGAGGGUCCUGUCGGACCACCUGGGCCAAUAGGACUCGAGGGUCUGAUGGGCAGUCAGGGUUUCCCUGGGGCUGCUGGACCUGAAGGGGACAAAGGCGAGCAGGGUGUCACAGGAAAGGCUGGACCCAUGGGUGAGAGGGGUCUCGUUGGCUUCAUCGGUCCUGCAGGGGAGACUGGACUCGCUGGAGAGAAGGGUGAUCGUGGAGAGGUGGGAUUGCCCGGACCUCCAGGAGAGAAAGGAUCUACGGGGCACCCAGGAACCCCUGGAGAGAGCGGCCCACCAGGACCACCAGGCAGUCCAGGCCAACCUGGAUCACGUGGACCUAUCGGCAUGAGAGGACCUAAAGGAAGACGGGGUCCUAGAGGUCCGGACGGUAUGCCAGGUGAACUCGGCUCGGAGGGUAAAAAGGGUCUUGAUGGUCCUCCAGGAAAGAUCGGUCUCUCGGGACAAGCGGGCAAGAUCGGGGAGCCUGGGGAGGCGGGGCCAAAGGGAUUCCCGGGCAUUCCAGGGCCAUCCGGGGCUACAGGAGACAAAGGAAUCGCAGGGGAGCCAGGACUUCCAGGGCCCCCAGGAACACUUGGGCCUACCGGAAAUCCAGGGCCAAAGGGCCCUGCGGGAAAAGUUGGCGAUCCUGGACUUCCAGGAGAACCUGGAGAAAAGGGGUCACUUGGGCCUGUGGGGAACGCUGGGGCAACAGGACUACUCGGAACAAGGGGAGAUCCAGGUUUAGAGGGAGAGGCUGGUCCGGCUGGCCCUGAUGGUGCCAAGGGUGAAAAAGGCGACAUGGGUGGAGAGGGCGAGCAGGGUGUCAGAGGUGACCCGGGAAUCAAAGGGAAAGAAGGGGCUCCAGGCGACCCUGGGCUUACUGGCGUCAGAGGUCCUGAAGGAAAACCUGGCAAAAUUGGCGAGAGAGGGAAGCCAGGGUUUAAGGGUGCCAAAGGUAACAUCGGCCACCUGGGAGAGACAGGAAUCAUGGGAAAGAUCGGACCAGUCGGAACCACCGGACCAAAGGGCUCUCGAGGAACCAUCGGACAUGUGGGCGCUCCCGGGCGUAUGGGGAUGCAAGGGGAUCCGGGGAUAUCAGGAUAUGAAGGUCACAAGGGACCGCAAGGUCCAAUAGGACCCCCGGGACCAAAGGGUGCAAAGGGUGAACAGGGGGAUGAUGGGAAGGUGGAGGGUCCUGCUGGUCCUCCAGGACUCCAAGGUCCAGUUGGAAAGCGAGGAGACAGGGGUGAACCCGGAGAUCCAGGAUACACGGGUCAGCAAGGUGUUGAUGGUUUUCGAGGCAAACCGGGUGCUCCUGGUUUACCUGGUGAUCCUGGUCCUCGUGGGAUACAAGGCCCUAAAGGAUCCAAAGGAGAACGGGGUCAGAAGGGUAAACAGGGUCAGCAGGGAGAGCGCGGCAGCCGAGGCUCACCGGGUGUUGUUGGGUUACCCGGCCCAAGGGGCACCGUGGGUCGAGAAGGACAGGAGGGCGUUCCUGGCAUGGAUGGGAUUCCAGGGAAAGAUGGAAGCAGAGGAAUACCAGGUGAUCAGGGAGAUGAUGGAGAGUUUGGUUUGCCUGGUAAACCUGGGGCACCUGGAAAAGUUGGCGUUAUCGGUUUACCAGGCCCACAGGGAUCAUUUGGUCCAAAGGGUGAGAGGGGCCUUCCUGGGCACACUGGCCCUUCAGGAAAGAGAGGUUUUAAGGGAGGAAUGGGUCUUCCUGGAUCUCAGGGAGACCGGGGUCCUAAAGGUCAACCUGGUGACAUCGGUGAACCCGGCUUUCCAGGGAUGCUGGGAAUGUUUGGACCGAAGGGGCCUCCAGGAGACUUUGGACUAAAGGGCAUUCAGGGGCCAAAAGGGCCGCAGGGCAGCAUGGGUAGAGGGGGUUUAGUUGGACCUGUCGGUGUGUUUGGCCCUAUCGGUAGUCCAGGCCCGAGAGGAGACACUGGCAGCAAAGGAGAGAUGGGUGUUCAGGGACCUCGAGGUUCUCCAGGACCCCGUGGACCUCCGGGUCCGCCGGGAAUCCCAGUGGUUUCGAAACAGGAUUUUGGUCUUGGAUCGGCCCAGCCAGUUUUUAUGGAGACACACACACAGAAAAUAGAGGCUCGGGGGGUGAUGGACAUGCCCAUGCUGGAUCAGGCUCCAGAGAUCCUGCGGACUCUCCAUUACCUGAGCUCUUUGGUCCACAACCUGAAGAACCCGCUGGGCACACGAGAUCAUCCCGCUCGAUUCUGCAAAGACCUGCACGGCUGCCGGGACACGCUCUACGAUGGCACUUAUUGGAUCGACCCGAACCUGGGCUGCUCCUCAGAUUCUAUAGAAGUGACGUGCAAUUUCACCGGCGGCGGACGCACCUGCCUCAGGCCCAUCACCACAGCCAAGCUGGAGUUCAGUGUCGGACGUGUUCAGAUGAACUUCCUCCAGAUGCUGAGCGCCGGAGCGGAGCAACGAAUCACUAUCCACUGCUUGAACGUGACAAUCUGGAGCCACGCCCCCUCUGAGCCUCCAUCCCAGAAUGCAGUUCGGUUUCAGGCAUGGACCGGAGAGACGCUGGAGCCGGAUGUGUUAGGAGACGACUGCUGGCAACUAAACGGGCGCUGGCAACAUGCUGACUUCCUGUUCCGGGUGUCUGACCCCACCUUACUUCCUGUCGUACGUAUAAACAACCUACCAAAGACAACGGCCUCAUCGCGCUUUCACAUCGAAGUCGGACCUGUGUGCUUCCUUUAGUGUGUGUGUGUGUGUGUGUGUGUGAGAGAUUGUGAGUGUGUGUGCACUCAUCAAACCCCCCACAGCCUGCCCCCUUCAGCAUUCAGCCACUGAUUGGACUGCAGAAACAGAAAGAAGUGGUGUGGGCGGGGCUUUGGGGGAGUUAGCACUAGAGAUGUCUACAGUCUAAAGGAAAUCCCGCCUUUACCUGCCACGGAUGUCCAAUCAGAUUUGACUCCUCUAGAAAACAAGCCAAUCAUCUCGCAGGGAGGAACACUCAGGACAUCCGGGCUGUAGAAACUGUCAAGCUCUCUAUCUCUUGUCUUUCUCUCUUCUCUUUCUGUCAGCCUGUUUCUUUGGUGCUUGAUUUCUUUCAAAUUAAUAAUAAUAAUAAUAAUAAGUUAUUAUAAUACUCGUACUGUUACAAUAAGUAUCAACAGUUUAUUGAAGAGAAUUAAGAUCAUUGGGAGGUAUAAUAUGAACAUAUACACUUAUUGUUUAACUGAUAUUUUUUAUUGUAAUUUUGUCACAAGAAAAAGAAAGAAAUGCUAACGUGCAAUAGGAAAACAAAGAAAAAAAAGAUUAUUGAUUAUACUAUUUAGUGUGUCUCAUUAAGGAAGGUAAUUCAGGGGUGUUGUCAUUCAAACGUGUUAUUCUAACACUCCGUCAGACAGGGAAGUGUGUGUGUGUGUGUGUGUUUGUGUAAAUGAGCUUUGAAAGUGACUGUGAAUGUGUGUGUGUGUGUGUGUGUGUGUGUGUGUUUAUGGGACAGAUCAGUGAACAGGUGAAGGUGCAUACACACCUGUGAAUAUCAACAUACAUGACCCUUGUUUAUAAAACAGCCUGUCACUUUAAGGGGGCGUGUCUCAAUCAAAUGGGUUUGAGUCUUGUUGGAAGGGUUUAUAAGGGUGAAUCCCUCAUGAGAACAGGUCAGGGUCAUAUUUCACCCAAAAUGAGAAGGAAAGCACAUUUUGAAGAUCUGCAUAGUGACAUUUUUAUGACAAGCAUAUUUUUACCCCCUGCAAAAAAAUCAUUUUGACAUAUUUCAUAGUUACUUUUGUAAACUUGUGUUUUGGUUGUUUUGCUAUUAAGAUUAUUACAGUUAUAGAGAAUUUUUGAAUUGCUAAAAAACAUUACAGUGUAACAGUCAUAAGUAUUUCAGACAAAAAUGUGUUUAAUUGUCAAGAAAUGCAAGAAGUGGACCCACAAGGCUUUCUUUUGACUAUGCAAAAUGUACUUUUAAUUUCUUUAUCUUUUGUAAUUUAACUUUUUUUUAUUGAAGAGAAAAAUAUAAAUAACUUUUUGACAAAGGCAUUUCUUAUUGAAUAAUAAUAAUUGUGACUUUUUAUCUUUUUAAUGUGCCAAAAAAAAAAAAAAAAAAGAGUCAGAAUUGGGAAGAUGUUAACUUGAAAUUCUGAGUUAAAAAGUCAAAAUAUCGAAAUGCUAACACGAAAUUGCGACAAAGUUAGAAUUCUGAGUUUGUAUCUUGCAAUUUUUGUUGCAGAAUAAACAAACAAACAAAAAUAAUUGCAACUUUUUAUCUCAAAAUUAUUAUUUGCAAUAUCCAUAGUUAUUACUCUCAAGCACAAAAUAUCACAGCAGCUUAUGUAUUUCUUUAACAUUUUGGGUAAAAUAUGACUUAGUCGUGUUCUUGACAGGUUUUUUUGUGAGAUUCACCCAUUACAGGUUUAUCUCGGUUACAAUGGUGCUCAUUUGAAGCUGAUGUAAAGUCAAUGCUUUUGUUUAGUGCCCGUGUUAUUCUGAAUUAUUUUAGUGUAUUUUGUGUACUUUAAAGGUGCUCUCAGAAAUACCGGCCGAAAUCCAUGUUGAAUCCAGAUGUGGCAUUCAGUCUGAGCGUUAGCUGCACAUCUGUGCAGACCUGCAUGUUGAAUGCACUACACAAUAAGCGUGUGUCCUCUCCUCUGUGGUACAGAACAGUUUUGUACCUUCACUUCACUAGCCCAAAAAUCAACUAAUGCCUUUUAUAAGGGAAAACAUUUCUGUAACUAGAACUGAUGUCAGAAAGUGCAUUAUCAUUCGCAAAUAAUGGUCAAAGCUUUUUUUCAUGACCGUGUGUAUAAGUCUGCAGGCUUUGAUGUAUACAGUGGGUCCCUUUUUGCUAAUUUAAUGUUAUUUAAAUGUUACAAAUGCGCUUUUAACCGAAUUCUCUGUUGUGACGGAGUUUCUCUCCAGGUAACUUAAUUGUCCGUAUGCUAAGUAUUCGUACGGUUAAUAGUUGAUUUAUUUUAUUUGUAAAUUUGGUGUUCCAGAGAACAAUAUAUUGCAUUUUCAAUCUGUUUUUAUUUUUCUAUCCUGUUUAUUUUUGUCUAUAGUAUUAAUGAUAAUAAUCUAAAGUCGUACUGUAGCAAGACGUUCUAUAUUAUUUCUAAAGUUCUACGAGGAAUUUUAAAACAUGUGAACAUUCCGUGUCAGAAGGUUGGAAUUCUGAUUACCUCAAUGCUCUGCCAUUUCUGUUUGUGAAAAUUCACCUCUCAAAUUCAAGGGUCAGUAAUCUCGUCUCUGUCGGCUUCAUCAUAAUCCGCUUCUUCUCUGAACACGUCCUCCGUUUUGCUGUGUUGUUUUUCAGUUUUCCGUACUUGGUUAAAAAUUUAGAUUCUCAAU
This is a messenger RNA of Carassius auratus (goldfish), 6249 nucleotides long. RefSeq names its product collagen, type XXVII, alpha 1a (gene col27a1a). The annotation marks the transcript as partial. Lineage: Eukaryota; Metazoa; Chordata; Actinopteri; Cypriniformes; Cyprinidae. The transcript is spliced from 58 exons. Gene Ontology annotation, molecular function: extracellular matrix structural constituent. The record is from RefSeq and is a predicted model, not a curated record.